AUGAACGUGAAUGAAGUCAUCUCAAACAGGGCCAUCGAAAUGCUCGGUGGAGAGCUCGGCUCGAAGAAACCAGUGCAUCCCAACGACCACGUUAACAUGAGCCAGUCUAGUAAUGACACCUUCCCGACAGCAAUGCAUAUCGCUGUUGCCAGAGAGAUCAACAGCCGUCUUCUGCCUGCUUUGAAACAACUCCGUACAUCUCUUAACAACAAGGCUGAGGAAUUCAAAGACAUCAUCAAGAUCGGCCGCACACACACUCAAGAUGCCGUCCCUCUGACUCUUGGCCAAGAAUUCUCGGCCUAUGUGCAACAGGUAGAAAAUGGUAUCGCUCGUGUGGAAGGCGUUCUUCCACGUCUUUAUGAAUUGGCAGCUGGUGGAACUGCAGUAGGAACUGGUUUGAAUACUCGCAAAGGCUUUGCAGAAAAAGUUGCAAAGACGGUCUCCGAUCUCACCGGAUUGCCGUUCAAGACUGCACCAAACAAAUUUGAAGCUGUUGCUUGCCUCAGCGAGGCGCUUGGUGAGAGUUCCUAUGGUGCGCUGAAUGUGCUGGCUGCAUCAUUCAUGAAGAUCGGUAAUGAUAUCCGCUUCCUUGGCUCUGGACCAAGAUGUGGCCUCGGAGAGCUGUCACUUCCUGAGAACGAGCCAGGAAGCUCGAUUAUGCCAGGAAAGGUCAACCCUACCCAGUGCGAGGCCAUUACUAUGGUUGCUGCUCAGGUUAUGGGAAAUCAGGUCGCUGUGACUGUGGGAGGAUCUAAUGGUCACUUUGAGCUCAACCCGCUUUCAGCCACUGCAUGGUCAAGAUUUCUUCGAGUCGGACAGGUAUAA
Messenger RNA from Cooperia oncophora, 825 nucleotides. Lineage: Eukaryota; Metazoa; Nematoda; Chromadorea; Rhabditida; Trichostrongylidae. The record is from the annotation of a GenBank genome assembly.